CGUAUUUUCUAUUGGGCAAUGUGGAACAAGUUGCGAUGGAAACAGCUAUACGAACCAGGUUCUCGUCGCCUUAAGAGACAAAGCUUGCGUACACUGUAUACAAAUUGUGAAACAGCAAGUAAAACAACGGAAGAUUCCUUACAAAGAGUUCCAGUGACGCCUCAAGAUGCCGUAAGAGAUGCAAGUCCUUCUGACAAGAAACUACGCUGGAAGCCAGCAACUGACACCACUAACGGCAGAAAAUUGUUGAGAGAAUGGCAAAUAAAAACAAAGGAGGACAAGGAGACACUGUUUUCUUUAGCUAGUAGGCUCGGUUAUUAUGGUCCAAGUAUACACAAGAUAGUAGAAACCGGAGAUGUGUUGUCUCUUAAAAAGGCGGAUCCUGAGAAGUAUUUUUCGUUUCUGAUUGAAAACAUCGCCACAGUAACUCAAUUAAGUUCUUCUAUUUACAAAAAAGCACAAGAAGAAACUCAGGAACGUUCAGAGCAACUUGAAGUUUAUUUGGAAGUUCUAUUGUGUUCUGGACAGUGGGAAAAAGUUUAUGAUAUCUAUGCGACAUGUCCCCACUGGGCGAUGUUCACAAGUUCUGCCUUGAAACCCUGUGUAUAUGUUUAUAGUAUGGCUGCCCUAUGGUUACUUGGGGACAAGGCAAGAUGUAGUGCUUUAUUAUACAAGGUGUUGAGUGUCGCAGAUGUAAGAACAAAGGACAAAUUUGGUUUCGCUGUCCUUGAGACACUAAGAAAUAUAGAGCGUUUAGAUGCAGCUUUGCAAUGGUUGGAAUUUUGUCAAACUGAGCGAAUUACUUUAAAUAUUCCUGCCAACUUUUUGGAACCUUUUGUGGAUAAUAAUGACGCUUUUAUGGUUGAAAGAAUUUUAAGCUUUUGUUCUGAAUAUAGUGGCGCCAAAAUUAUAUUUGUAGAAGAUGAGCAAGUUAUACAAAGACAGAAGAAGAAAUCCGAGUCGAUGCUGAAGAUUGCGAUUUUUCUGUUGGAGAACAAAGAAUGGUCUUUGAAGUAUAUGAAAGAAGAGCAACUCUUAGGUAUCAUUGUGGACAAUAUACAAGAUUCGGAAGCUUUAUAUGGAUUUUUAGAUGGACUUUGUAUUUUGAACCAGCGUAUUCAACCUUUAUGGAUUCGCAAGUUGCUUUUCUUCUGUAAGUCUUCCCAAAGUGAAACCAGUUCUUUUUUGAAUCCUUGUCUUUUGGUUUCCUUGCUGCAACGCUCGAAGACGCUGACUGAAGAAGUUAAUUGUUUAGCAUUGGAAUGGGCAAAGGAACGAAAGGAUUUUGAAAGUGCUCGUAGACUUUUGGAAUUCUUAGAAAGCCAGUUUUGCUCUGUUUCUCCAUUUAUGGCUCAACUUUUUAUUCAAUUGGCAGCAGAGAUGAUUAGUUUAGAAGAGAUAUCCAAUGUUGCACUAACUGACAAAGUCAGCUUUUCGAGUUUGAAGCAACCAAGUCACGUUAUUUCACACUUAGAAGAAUUUUUUCAAUAUUUGGAGUCCAAAGGAAUCUUUAUAUCUCAAAAUGGUUUACUUGAAAUAGAAAAUACUUUAGAAAGUUCUGGUAUGGUAGAUUACUUAGGAAUCGUUCGAAAAAGGUUACAAUAACAUCUUAAUCUUCUUCUUGAUUUGCUAUUAUUGAUUUCAG
This is a messenger RNA of Galdieria sulphuraria, 1645 nucleotides long. RefSeq lists its product as uncharacterized. Bases 19 to 1605 code for a protein of 528 amino acids. The transcript has a single exon. NCBI's taxonomy places the organism in Eukaryota, Rhodophyta, Bangiophyceae, Galdieriales, Galdieriaceae. The record is from RefSeq and is a predicted model, not a curated record.